Anoplopoma fimbria (sablefish) is the source of this 2065-nucleotide messenger RNA. RefSeq names its product Rho related BTB domain containing 3 (gene rhobtb3). Gene Ontology annotation, molecular function: ubiquitin protein ligase binding. The record is from RefSeq and is a predicted model, not a curated record. The coding region runs from base 206 to 2065 and encodes 619 amino acids. The transcript has 13 exons. Gene Ontology annotation, cellular component: cytoplasm. Gene Ontology annotation, biological process: regulation of proteolysis; proteasome-mediated ubiquitin-dependent protein catabolic process. NCBI's taxonomy places the organism in Eukaryota, Metazoa, Chordata, Actinopteri, Perciformes, Anoplopomatidae.
AGGUGACUGCGAAACUCCCCAGCAGCAGUGCUCCCGGAGGGGCAGCAGCAGCAGCAGCAGCAGAUGAGAGGGAUUAGCGCCGGAGCGGAGCCGCGGCUCGUUGCGGAAAACAAGCCGAGUCUGACUGCAGACUGGCGCCGAGACGCACCGUGAGGGAACCGGGCUCCACAGCGCAGAGGAGCGGAACCGAACCGCGGUGACCACAAUGUCCAUCCACAUCGUGGCUCUGGGCAGCGAGUGCCCCGGAGGUGUCGGCCCCGGCGAGGAGAUCAUGGGCCAGGGGCAGCUUCAGGGAGGCCUGCUGUGGAGCUACCUGGGCCACGGAGCCCUGGCGGGACCCUGCGACCUGGAGAGCAGCAUGCACAACCCGGCCUUCAUGGAGUACACCUCAAGGGUGUUUGGGGAUGUCACUGUGGUGGUUCGGGACUGCCCCAGCUGGGACCUGUUGGACAGCGAUUGGGCAAGCGUACGGAAAGUUCUUGAGCAGGCUGACAUCCUGGUCAUCAAAUACUCAGUCACAGACAAGCUGGCCUUCCAACAGGUCAGGAACGGCUACGCCCCGAGACUCCGCCCGCUCCUGAAGCACUGGGGUGUGCCCGUCAUCCUGGUCGCUGUUGGAGCGCGGCUGAACGAUGAAGGUCCUCCAUGCACGUGCCCGCUGUGUGCGUCCGACUGGAGCAGCUGUGUGCCUCACAGCGAAGGUCUGCAGCUGUCCCGGGACCUGGGGGCCACCUACCUGGAGCUGCCCUCUCUCAACCAUGUCUUUGUGGGGCGGUACUUUGGCAGCGUGCUGGAGUACUUCAUGAUUCAGUGUCUGAAACACAAAGCCAAAGAGAGGCCAGAGAAGAGGCGAGGAAAUAAAGUGAACGAUCUCCGUCCCCCUCACUUAGAACAACCAGCACGUCUCCCCCCCAUCCGAGUAGAGGAGUCCAGCUUCUCCCAGGACAUGCAGUGGUUGUUGGAGCGUGGCGUACAGUUCGCCGAUGUGGCUUUCUACGCUGGGGACUCUGGGAAGGAGCUGGGCUGGGCGCAUGCAGCUGUGCUGUGUGCUGUCAGUCCGUACUUCAGACAGCUGCUCCUGGGGCCCAAGACCAGGGAACGUCCCCAGUCGCGGUGUGUGUGCAGAGAGCGGGAUGGAGGCCCGCAUUCGCUACUCUCCACCUGGGACGGGGCGAUUAUUGAUGACAUGCCACGAACAGAGGGGCAUCUGACAGGACGCCUCUCCCGUCUGGUGGUGAAGGAUCCCCUACUGUGUAUGUGCUUGUGGGAGACUCUCAUGUUCAUUUAUAGAGGAGCGUGGGAGUGGGAUCACCUUCAGGAGGCCCUGGAAGAGAAGCUGAAGAAUUCACUUGCUGUGGCUCAGCUUAUGGAGCGCGUACGAUCCCUCAUCGGCAGAGACAGGGGCCCCAGGGACACACCAAGUGCCCGGGCAGCUCAGCUCGGCCCCCAGACUCUUGUCAACCUCUUCAAUUCUCCUCUUUACUCUGAUGUCAUCUUCAUGGUGCAAGGGAGUGUAUUGCCAGCCCAUCGAGCAGUGCUGGUUGCACGCUGUGAUGUCAUGGCGGCCAUGUUCAGCGGGAAAUAUGCAGAGGCCCGAAGCCGAGUGGUGCCCAUCCACGGCGUCUCCUCAGAUACCUUCCUGUCUUUCCUGGAGUACCUCUACACUGACUCCUGCUGUCCUGCCAGUGUGCUGCAGGCCAUGGCCGUGCUGGUCUGUGCGGAGAUGUACCAGGUGAAACGUCUGCAGCAUCUGUGUGAAGUGUGUGUGUGCGCUUACCUUCAGAGCAUGCCCAGUAGAGAGCUGUCAUCAACGGGUAUCAGUGUGAUCCGACUACUCCGCCGAGCAAAGUGCCACAAUGCAGAGCAGCUGUAUGUCUGGCUCCUCCACUUUAUCGCCAACAACUACCUGAUCUUCAGUCACAAACCCGACUUCCUGGAGCUCUCAGAGGAGGAGCGUGAGCAGGUGGAGAGGCUACGCUGGCCGUCCAGAGGCUACCUGCAGGAGCUCAGCGAGUACCAGCAGCGGCGACGCAAAUUACGCAAGUCCCGCUGCAUAGUCAUGUGA